AUGAGGAUGGAAGCACGACGCAAAAAUCUUCUUAUCUUGAUUUUGCAUUAUUUAACACAAGAAGGGUAUAUUGAUACAGCAGACACUUUGGAGCAAGAAACUAACCUUGGCUUACAGCACUUUGAAGUGUGUGACAACAUUGACCUUGAAACCAUCCUGAUGGAAUACGAGAGCUAUUAUUUUGUAAAAUUCCAGAAAUACCCCAAAAUUGUGAAAAAAGCUUCAGACACAGAAAAUAAUUUACCACCGAGAAGUAGCGGGAAGACCAGAAGGAUGACAAGCACCAGCUGUCAAAACCUCCCCAACAUCAACCAGCCAAGGCCACGCUCCAAAAUCUCAGUGGGGAAGAUGGGGGACAUGAAAUCUCUCAACAAGGAGCGUCCUAAACAGGUCAGGAUGGCUUUUCUGGACUGUGUCAUUAACAUGGAGAAUGCUGACUUUGGCCUGAAAGUGUCAAGAAUCAACAAAGACAGUGGAGAGGAAACCGUGCACCCACGGAGAGGCCAAAUCAUCGACUUCCGGGGGCUUCUCUCUGAUGCCAUCAAAGGAGCCACCAGUGAACUUGGCUUGAACACCUCUGACUGCAACCCAGACCCUUCUGAACGACUGCUGAAGCCACUCAGUGCCUUUAUUGGCAUGAACAGCGAGAUGCGAGAACUGGCAGCCGUGGUGAGCCGGGACAUUUAUCUCCAUAAUCCAAACAUAAAGUGGAAUGACAUUAUUGGACUCGAUGCAGCGAAGCAGUUAGUCAAAGAAGCUGUUGUAUAUCCUAUUCGGUAUCCGCAGCUGUUCACAGGGAUUCUUUCCCCCUGGAAAGGACUACUGCUUUACGGCCCUCCAGGUACAGGGAAGACUUUGCUGGCCAAAGCAGUCGCCACUGAGUGCAAAACCACCUUCUUUAACAUUUCUGCAUCCACUAUCGUCAGCAAGUGGAGAGGGGAUUCAGAAAAACUCGUUCGGGUGUUGUUUGAACUUGCCCGCUAUCACGCUCCCUCCACCAUCUUCCUCGACGAGCUGGAGUCAGUGAUGAGCCAGAGAGGCAUGGCUCCUGGGGGGGAACAUGAAGGAAGCCUGCGGAUGAAGACAGAGUUGCUGGUUCAGAUGGACGGGCUGGCACGUUCAGAAGACCUCGUGUUUGUCUUAGCAGCUUCUAAUCUGCCCUGGGAGCUGGACUGUGCCAUGUUACGCCGCCUGGAGAAGAGGAUUCUGGUGGAUCUCCCCAGCCGGGAGGCCAGACAGGCCAUGAUCCACCACUGGCUGCCACCCGUGAGCGAGAACAGAGCCCUGGAGCUGCGCACGGAGCUUGAGUACAGUGUGCUGGGCCAGGAGACUGAGGGCUACUCAGGAUCGGACAUCAAGCUGGUGUGCAGGGAGGCAGCCAUGCGGCCAGUGCGGAAGAUCUUCAGUGCUCUUGAAAAUCACCAGGCAGAGAACAGCAAUUUAGCUGGGAUCAAGUUGGACACGGUGACCACUGCUGACUUUCUGGAUGUCCUGGCACACACCAAGCCUUCAGCAAAGAAUCUGACUCAGAAAUAUUUGGCCUGGCAGAAGGAGUUUGAGUCUGUCUGA
Ochotona curzoniae (black-lipped pika) is the source of this 1569-nucleotide messenger RNA. RefSeq names its product katanin catalytic subunit A1 like 2 (gene KATNAL2). Gene Ontology annotation, molecular function: protein binding; ATP hydrolysis activity; ATP binding. NCBI's taxonomy places the organism in Eukaryota, Metazoa, Chordata, Mammalia, Lagomorpha, Ochotonidae. The record is from RefSeq and is a predicted model, not a curated record. The transcript is spliced from 15 exons. The coding region runs from base 1 to 1569 and encodes 522 amino acids.